UCCUGUGGUCAGGGCGCGAGGGAUGGGCUGCAUCCAACACUAUCCUCCAUCUCCAUCGUAGACGAGAAGCACUUCAGUGACUUUCAAAGUUUGUUAAACUAACGGAGUGGGAUUUGUUCUCCUCGGAAAAUUUAGCGUUGGAGUUAAACAACGAGCGAUUCUUCGUCGGCAGGAAGUGCUGAAGUUUCAGAACUUUUUGUAUUAAUGUACAGAAGUUUGAUGGAAAAAUGAAGUGGAUUUUAGGAAAGCGUCAUUAUCGUCUUAUACGCAGGGAACCUUUCAAAUCUAAAAGAAGUCAGGAUCUGAGUGUAACGUAAAUCGCAAGGCGGAAAGCAAGAGGUAUGAGAAAGGUGCGAGAGAGUUGCAUUCUUCACACGCCGUCGAAGGACAGAAACGAUGCGUCGGUUUAACGCCAUCCAACAAGCAGCAAGCUGCCUGUCCUGGCGUCAUUAAAGAAAGAUAAAUAGGAGAAAAAUCCAGUGCCUUUUUUUCCUGACUACCAUUCCUAGCCCUGCCAAACGAUAUCAGGGUGUUGACCCGCCGUCUGUGUUGACCCGUCGUCUGUGUGUUGAUCCGUCGCCUGUGUGUUGAUCCGUCGCCUGGGUGUUGUGGAAACUAGCAGUGUUUUUGCUUUUUCAUCGGAGAAACACAAGUACCUGAUCCGUAGUGUGUGAUACUGUUUAUGUGUUGUGAACUGGGACCUAAAACCUCAUGUUUUAAUCUAUCAGUGACUAUCAGCUCUCUGGUAAACUGCUCCUCCUAGCGCCUGUUCUUAUCCAAGUCUGCCCCUACCCACGUCUGCCCUCAUCCACGUCUGCCCCUACCCACGUCUGCCCCCACCAACCACUGACCAGACAACCAUGGGGUGUGGUGAAAGCAAAGACCUCAAACCCAUCACAGUGACGGACGCCCAGAAGAAGCUGGAGUCUUCUCUUGAAGGUCUUGCAGUAGUAAGAAUCACUUCAGCCUCUAAUUCCAUCUCCUCCUCUGGGAAUGGGUCCUCCGUGCCUCACACCCCCGAGGACAAGAUACUACCACGCCAGGACUCCAAGGUCAGCCUCGAGGACCUUCCGACCACCCUCGAGAGUAUUCCUGACAACGACCUUGGGGAGUCCCUGGACUGCAGAAGAAGCCUGGCGCCAUGGUUCAAGCAGCCAGGAGCACCUCCCUCCUCUGUUACCUCCACCUCCGCCAGGAGCGUCGAUUCCAGCGACUCUGGUAUCUGUGACCUCGACGAUGACUACUCUUUCGUCAUCACCGAAAACUCACCUCCGGAGCUCAUCAAGAGGGUCGAGGCUGACUUCACACCCAUCGAGAACCUUGACCUGACCAUCACUGGGAAGCAGUGUCCUCGACUUCUGAGUGGGUACCAGAAGGCACGACAGGAGGAGCAGUCUAUCCUGGAGUCACUGCGGGAGGAGGGUUUCAUUACCACUUCCAGGCAGAAGGCGGGUAGAGGGGUGGCCUACGAGAUUAUCGAAGCCACCCCACAGACAGAGUCUGCCGGCAGCAGUAAACUCAAUCCUAAGGACUUCCUUCCCGAGGAGACGAAACAGCAUCUGGAGUCACAGAGGAACAAGUUCAGCCUGCGGGACCUGACUCACCACGACGUCUCCAGGAGGAUGCAUCAGGCCAACGAAAGGCGACAGGCGGAGCUGGAGUCGCUGAAGGAGAAGAUGGCGUCCCUCUACAGGAAGGAGGACGUGGGGGAGAAGCGACGUCAGGAACUCGAAAGGAAGAUGACACAACAGAACGACUCAGCACUGGAGAAAAGGGAGGCGCACUUGAGGGAGCUCCGGGACAAGCUGCAGGCCAAGAAUAAGAAAGCUCAACACGUUAAGCUCAAGAAACUCAUCAACGGCCCACCAGUUCCCGUGCCUAUUUUACCAGCUGCUCGAAUCUCUCUUGGUAAAGGCUCACAUGAUGAUUUCUUUGACUAGUCUCAGAACUGUAGGAGGAGCCUCCCUGGGCAGGAAAAGUUUGUUAAUACACAUUUUAAAUUUCUGGAGACUCAUGACUGAAAUAACGAGGUCAACACUGCCUUCUUUUCUUAAGAAUCUGUGUGACUGCGAAACAAGGAAGAGCUUUUUUCCUUCUAAACAGAGAGCGUGAAUCAGUCUGGAAACUUAUCAAACCCAGCACCUUGAGUAGACCGGCUACUUAUAGACUACCCGGAGAGUCCUUAUUACUUAUGUAUGGGGCUACUCGCAUGUUCGCCUGUGACAAGUGAGACUUGCAGAGCAACCAGGGAUGGUGUCUAUAAAAAUGUUCGCAAUCCUCAGGUUAUAUUGCAAGUUACUGAGAGACUAAAUACCCAGAAAAUGUUCAGGAAAAGAACCCACGUAUUUAGUUAAACUUAGCACCUUCUUAAACAUCAAUAUUUUGAGGCGAAUAUAAAUUUUAACGCUAUAUAUGGUUCUGGAAGUAAUAAUAAUGGAGUAUAUACACUGAAAAGUAUACAUCUCUUAUGUAUAUACUAUACUGAAAGUUUUAAGACCAUAUCGGUAAUUAAAGUAUGCGUGAUGUUUCUUGGUGGACUCGGCCCUUAAUAUUACUCGUGUAGUCGAUGAGUCUAAAAACUAACAAACAAACAUGGGACUAUUUGUAAUGGCACAAAGAAUAGACAUAAAUAUGAAUUAUAAAAAUUUGUAAGUUAUAUACAUGUAAAUAUACUGUAAAACUAUCUACAACAGAUACUGUAGACCUUCCCACUACAUCCAAAGAUAAAGUAUACUUUACAGAGGACGUAAAGAUACUUUAGACCUUCCUAUAAUAUGAUGGAACUCAGUUUCCCAAAAGUCUACAUGAUCAUUUAUAUUUUUAUGACUACGUGUUAAGUAUAUUCACAUAUGAGAAGAUUCCACUGACAUUGCUGAGAAAUCUGUUCAGAAAUGAAUGUGAACAGAAACAAGUUAAAUCUUCUGUCUCUGUAAACCGGAAUGUUAAAAUGUUCAUGCUGUUUCAACAGCAUGAAAAAAAAAAGAAAGAAGCCUGAAGUCAGGUUAAACAACAAAUAUCCUGAAUAUUAUAAGGUUUGUGCCUGUUUUUCCAUAAUGAAGGUUAGGCUUUGAAAAUUAUCUAAUGUUUCAUAAAUUUACCCUCGCUUAUACUCUGUCACAGUAAAUAUAUUUCUUAUUGAACUGUCUAAAUAUGUCUAUGUCAGAAACAUCAUUGUAACCUGUGUUGUCAUGGUUACAUAAUUUAUAUAAAAAAAUCCAAACAAACCAUCGUAUGUUUAUAUUUUUCUGUUGGUGCAUUUUUAAAGCCUUCAAACACCUGUCAUUCUCUGGUUUCAUUAAUACUUGUCAUCUACUGAUCUCAUCAACAUAUGUCAUUCACUGGCUUGAACAACACUUGUCGUUCAGUGAUCUCAUCAUUUUUAAAUACCUUUCAUCCACUAGGUUCAUAAUCGCGUCAGUAACACCACUGGCUCCAUGAAUACAUGUCAUACCUCGUCAACAUGCAUUUUCCUCUGACCUUAUCACCACGUUUAAAUAUCUGUGGUUCACCUACUUCGUUAACACCCGUCAUCCACUGGCUCCAUCGUCUCGUGUCAUCCCAUGGUUUCAAUACCUCCAUCCACUAGCCUUAACAUCUCUGAUCUGCUUUCCACAUUAACUUUUUCAAGAAUCUGAAGAUUUUGAAGUAUGUGAAACACAUCUUGUAAACACUUACAAGUAAAUUUACUGAUUCAUACAAAGUAGUACGGUAAUGAUGGAAUAUACACUUCAGAGAACACUAACAAUGAGAAGGUUAUUAGUUUGCUGCAAGGAAAUCACUUGACACUGGCCCAUGUCGUAAUAUGACCUGCGUCAAAGAACACGUGAAGGUAGGAUAGCCAAUGGCAUUACAGUGAGCCACGGCAGCUGCGACCACUGGCAUACCUGGACUCAAUGUCCUGAGCGAACAAUUACAAGCAUCGUGUGAUCGUCUAAUAGGUUAAGCGAGGUGUUUAAACAUGAAGACUGUCACCAGAAGAACAAAUAAACAAAACAAAACAAAAAGAAAACAGUUGACAUAGUGACUUGGACGACAAGCUGAUAAUUGGGUGUAAAGACAACUAAUACCAAGCAUGUCUUUCAUACGAAAUUUCGCUUUACAUUGAGCUUAUAAAGUCUGAUUAAGCUCACUCUUGAGUGAAGUGCCUAGAAUAAAGACUUGCUCUGCGUUACGUUACUUUAUACCCACAAGUAGACAUAUCGCAAUGAUCUACACACUCCUUAAAAGGAGAACUUCAAAAAAAUGGCUAGGUAAGAGCCGAUAAUUUAACUGAAGGCCAAAACUGAUAAAACUGUGUAUCACAAAAUGUAAAUUUGCAUUUCAUGUUAAACAUUGUUUGCAGUAAUUGGAAAGUUUCUGGAGAAAUUUUUGUGACCAGUACAAAGAAAUCUUUUACAUACAAUUUUAAUUUUACUAGCCUUUUUAAAGGUAUUCUCUUUUCUAAUGUUAAAUGAGUGAAACGGGUUGUUGAUAAACUAUACAUGUGAUUUUUUAAUGGAAGAUUUGAGUUUUUUUUACUUAGUUUGUAUAUGUUAGACAGUCCCUUACAUUAAGCUGAAUACGAUUAAGUUUUUAGAUAUACUCUAUAUUGAAGGUUGAGACACUUAUGCAAUAUAUGGGAAUCUUUAGUCAGGAAAUGUUUCGCCACACAGUGGCUUCAUCAGUCCAAUACAAAGCAGAAAGGUGUAAGUAGAGGAGGAGUUCGAGGUAAUCAGUCCCUCAGCCAUUCAUCACAAUUGUCAGACACUGCAGCAUUAUGGGAUCUUGAUACAAAGAAUUCUUCAACACUUGUCCAAUCUCUGGACGAAGACCUACUUUGACUAGUGGAUGGUACCACUAUGACCCAGCCUCCUGCUUCGCCUCACCUGACUACAGUAUAUAAGCCACAUCUACGGCCCUAUGCUGCAUUUUCUACAAGAUUGAUGAACUGAACACAUCGACUCCAGGCUGAGGGACUGAUUACCUCGAACACCUCCUCUACUUACACCUUUCUGCUUUGUAUUGGACUGAUGAAGCCACUAUGUGGCGAAAUGUUUCCUGAAUAAAGAUUCCCAUAUGUUGCAUAAGUGUCUCAACCUUCAACUUGUCGGUUUUUCAAAUCAUUCAUCACAUACUCUAUAUUACAGUCGUUUUAAAUUAAAUUUUCACAUGAGCAUUUUUUCAUAAGUUUUAACAAAUAUUACAUUUUACGUUUUUAAGAUCCUUUAGGAUAUGCAACCUUGAGGUUUUAUGGUGAAGUUGGUAACAUUAAACUGCGUUCAUUUUACAGUAUUCAUGUGUUCAUUGACAUGGACUGUAGAUAAAGUCACGAAAAUUGUAUAGAUAAUAUUACAACUUAAUGCUACAUAAAACACAAAUAUGAAAAAGUGUUGCUAUAACUCUGCUGUGAUAUAACUAUGACCAUAAUUUUUAAAGGGGUAGACCGAUAAGCCAGCGGAAGGCCUCGGUCAGAUGACCAGAAUCUCCUACAGCGGGUCAUCAUCUGACUCAGACCCGCGUCAGGAAACACUUGUCCUGUUUCCUGACGAACCAAACGUAACCUAACCUCUCGUGCCACAAGCUCUCGCCAUUGUGAUAAUGUAGUUGAAGAAUGAAAAUAGUAAAGACAAUCCUGAGAAACAACUCUCCCAAAUUGUCAGUGAGGCGUUUAUUCAGCUUCUUGCAAAGAUUGUGAUUACCGUUUUUAUAGGACAAACUGGAAAAAAUUAUAUAGACAUAACUUAAAACUCAGAGAUAUGCUGUAACCUGUGACCACGAGUCCAGUGCUAGGUUCCCUCACCUCAGAAAUGCAGGCAAGGAUGCAGAUAGGAUAAAUUCCAAACAUGUUUUGUAACAAGUUAUGAUUCAACGUAUAAUUGUGGAAUCCACUUACUGACCACAAUAACUAACAUACUGUAAAUUUGACCUCAGCAGUGAAAAUUAACAUUUUCUAGACCAGUAUAUAGUUCAUGAUUUAAAGGAAGAUAAUCUUACUCCCAUUUGAAAAUAUUUUUUUCUUUACCAAAAUGAUGACACUUGAAUAUCCCAACAGUUCUGGAGGUUACUGGAGAUUUAUAACAUAACGUCCUAUGGCACACAACAACCUAUGUUUAGUGUGCUAUUAUUCUAUGAUACUUGACUUUUUGUUAUUUAAUAACACUAUUGCAGUUUUUUACUGAAUUCAUUCGUGUGGUUUAACUGGAUUAUUUCCAGACUGUUUCAGUAAAUUAUGUGAAAUCUUUUGCAUCCAAAUGUCUAUUAAUUGGUUUAUACUUCAGAAUUGUAUUUUCAAAAAUUUCUCAUUUGUUUGCUGUGGGAUAUACAAGCAGCUUUAGUAAAACUCGUGCUAUAUUUAGUUCCUAUUGUUCAUUAAUUAGUCUCUCUAGCUAAGUUUAUUGAACAGUGCAUGAACUACUCACUAAUUGGUUCAUUCCCAUUGACCCCGUAUUCAUGCAUGAAGGAACUAAUUACUAUACAGACGUAAAUGACGUUUUAGCUUGCAGUUAAGUUCUUUACUUCUUAAUCGUCUUAAUCAUUACUUCUGAGAAGUGUUCAGAUAGAAAAAACAUAUACCAGUCCCUGUUCAGUGGGUUUCAAGUGUGUAAGCACCUUAUACCGCGAUUUUAUGUGAGAAUUGGAUACGUCUAAUUUACACAGUCGAUGAGUCCAGUACGAGUAAGCCAGUGGUCGCUGCUGUAUGGUACUUAGACACUAAAGUUUAUCCUCGCCCCUCCAUAGUACCGACACUACUGAACGGGCCAUCUUACUACAAAGACGUGUAUCAGGUGAUUAUCCUUGACAAAUAAACUAAAAUCUUCUUUGGUCUCUUUUAAAAAUACAUACAUAGACACACGAAAGUGCUCAUGGUAUUUGACUAUGGUUGCAAGUAUAAUUGUAGUCACUCGUUUGUCUGUGAUUCCUUAUACACAUGUAUUAAUUAUACGAAAUUGCUAAAUUUUAUUCAGUACCCUCAAGUGUUCGACUCAUCUCAACAUCUGUCAACAUUUACUCAGUUUUUUAGAAGCUAGUCAUUUAUAAUCUUAAAUGACAGUCUAUUUGCUCCUUAGGUUUCGUUAUCUUGUUUCGUAAGCAACUUGUCGUUUUAGUUAAAACUUGCUUCUAAUGACUCUUCAGUCUCUUCUUUGAUUCUCUCUUUGUUUGUCCUCUUACAUCAUUUAUACAUUAUAAGAAUCCUUUCGCAUAGAAGAGUUGUAUGUGUUCAGUGUUAUCUUUAAAAUUUAAGGAGGAUAUCGAUCAAGAGAACAUCUAACACUAUGCAUGUAAAGCUAGA
Messenger RNA from Cherax quadricarinatus, 7270 nucleotides. RefSeq lists its product as uncharacterized. Lineage: Eukaryota; Metazoa; Arthropoda; Malacostraca; Decapoda; Parastacidae. The record is from RefSeq and is a predicted model, not a curated record.